AUGAACUCUUUAUAUGAGCUCGAUCCAAAAUGGAAGAAACUAUUGAAGACAGAUAAUUUUCUCGGCGGGUUAACGGUAAAUGAAUUCGUACAAGAAUUGAGUAAAGACCAUCGUAAUGAUGUGUUAAUUGACACUAACACGAAAAAUCUCACCACUAACGAAAAGGAUCAAGAUACAAUCCGAGAGGCUAUUUGGAAGCAACUAGAUCCAAAACCCUACAUUAGAACUUUUGAAUCCACCUUGAAGGAACUUAAAAACUUGAAUGAAGAAACCUUAAAUAAAAGACAGUACUAUUGCGAACAAGUGGCUACUCAAGAGGUAAUACAUUCAGAGAAUGUAAUAAAAUUAUCGAAGGAUUUACACACUACUUUACUCACUUUUGACAAACUAGAUGAUCGCUUAACGAGCGUUACUCAAGUUGUUUCGCCAUUGGGUGAUAAAUUAGAAACAGCGAUUAAGAAAAAGCAAAACUACAUUCAAAGUGUAGAGCUGAUUCGUAGGUAUAAUGACUUCUAUUCUAUGGGUAAAUCAGAAAUUGUUGAACAAUUAAGGCGCUCAAAAAAUUGGAAAUUGAAUUUAAAGUCUGUAAAAUUAAUGAAGCAUCUACUAAUAUUAUCAUCUAAGCUGGAGACAAAUUCAAUACCAAAAACAAUCAACACAAAGCUGGUUAUUGAAAAGUACUCUGAAAUGAUGGAAAAUGAACUGCUUGAGAAUUUCAAUUCGGCCUAUAGAGAGAACAAUUUUACUAAAUUAAACGAAAUCGCCAUCAUUCUCAACAAUUUUAAUGGUGGUGUUAAUGUCAUUCAAAGCUUUAUCAACCAGCAUGAUUAUUUCAUUGAUACCAAGCAGAUAGAUUUAGAGAAUGAAUUUGAAAAUGUUUUCAUAAAGAAUGUGAAGUUUAAAGAAAGGCUCGUCGAUUUUGAAAACCACGGUGUUAUUGUUGAAACAUCCAUGCAAAAUCUGAUUAAUGGUGUUGAAACUGUGAUAAAAAAUGAAUCUAAAGUUGUAAAAAGAGUAUUUGAAGAAAAGGCCACUCACGUGAUACAGCUGUUUAUUCAGAGAGUUUUUGCUCAAAAAAUUGAACCCAGAUUUGAAGUUUUAUUGAGAAACUCUCUUUCUAUUUCAAAUCUGGCAUAUGUGAGAAUAUUACAUGGACUUUUCACAUUAUUCAGUAAAUUUACUAAAAGUUUAAUUGAUUACUUUCAGCUACUAGAAAUUGACGACAGUAAUCAAAUUUUAUCCACAACCUUAGAGCAAUGCUUUGCUGAUUUGUUUUCUCAUUAUUUAUACGAUAGGUCUAAAUAUUUUGGAAUUGAAAAAAGAUCUUUGGAGGCAAUCUUGGUGGAAAUGACAUCUAAGUUCACAGUAAACUAUGAUAAAGAAAUUAAUAAAAGGAUUCUAUUAGAAAAGUAUAAGGAGAAACUAUCUACCAACGUAGAUGCAUUCAUGCAUUCCCCCAGGAGGAACACACACUCUCGCCAAGAUUCAACAUCAAGAAGCAAAUUGUCACAGUUUAACUCCUUUUUGAAAACUCAUUUAGAUAAGGAUCAUUUAAGUCUAAACCGUACAAAUACUUUAAGCGAAUCCCUUACCAACAGCUCUUCCUCUACACAAUAUGAUGUAGCACACAGCUCUACAAAUUUGAUGAAUACAAAUGGUGUGAUAAACGAUAUUGAUACUAGUACAAAGAGCCCUAUGAAUUAUUCAUUGAAUGAUGUUGACUCCAUGCUAAAGUGUGUAGUGGAAUCUACUGCAAGAGUAAUGGAACUAAUCCCAAACAAGGCCAAUCUAUACAUUUUAGAAAUACUGAAAAUAAUGUUUUUAGGGAUUAUUGAUUCCUACAUGGAAAUCGCAUUAGAAGUUGCUUAUUGGAAAGUUUGUAAAGUUGACAUUAAUAAAACGGCGGGUGUGGUAAACUUGAAUUUUUUGAAAUUGAUCUCAAUGAGCACAGAGAUAUUAGAUUUGUUAUCAAUAUCUAUCAAAUCAAUUUUCUUACCGCUAUUGAAUAAUUCACCUGAAAUCAAAGCUGAAAUUAUUGAGAUGACCAAUUCUCAAAUUCAAAAGAUGGAAAUACUGAUCAAUAUUAUUCUACAAGAAACCAUUACAGUAAUUUCAACAAAAUUUUCCACAAUCUUAUGUAAGCAAAAAAAGAAGGAUUUUGUACCAAAAUCUCAAGAGCUAUUAGAUCAAGACACCUUACCAGCUAUUGAAAUAGUUGAUAUUUUAAACUUAAUUUUUGAACAAUCUUCCAAGUUUCUUAAGGGAAAAAACUUACAAACAUUCUUGACUUUGAUUGGGGAAGAGUUGUAUAAUUUAUUAUUGUCACAUUAUUCACAUUUCCAAGUUAAUUCCGUUGGGGGCGUUGUAGUUACAAAGGAUAUCAUAGGUUAUCAAACAGCAAUAGAAGAAUGGGGAGUGGCGGCUUUGAUCGAAAAAUUUGUUACUCUGAGAGAACUCGCAAAUUUGUACACUGUUCAACCUGAAUUAUUAGAAUCAUUGACUAAAGAGGGGCAUUUAGCAGAUAUUGGAAGGGACAUCAUUCAGAGCUACAUUUCCAAUAGAGAGGACUUCAACCAUGACAGUUUCAUUAAUGGAGUCAAGUUAAAUUUUAGAUAA
This is a messenger RNA of Saccharomyces mikatae IFO 1815, 2616 nucleotides long. It is a transcript of the gene SEC10, whose product is annotated as exocyst subunit SEC10. The coding region runs from base 1 to 2616 and encodes 871 amino acids. Lineage: Eukaryota; Fungi; Ascomycota; Saccharomycetes; Saccharomycetales; Saccharomycetaceae. The transcript has a single exon. The record is from RefSeq and is a predicted model, not a curated record. Gene Ontology annotation, cellular component: cytoplasm; exocyst. Gene Ontology annotation, biological process: Golgi to plasma membrane transport; exocytosis.